AUGGAUCCCCAGAGCAGCGUUUCUUCUUCUUCAAAGAGGGUCUGGAAAUAUGAUGUGGCUAUAAGUUACAAUGAUAUGGAAACUGACUCGGUUUAUAGAAUGCUUUGGAGUGCUUUAGGAACAAAAUAUUUCGUCAGAAUCGGCAGCAGAUGGGUUAACCCAUUAGAAAAAAUUGAAGAAUCCCAGAUUUAUGUAGCUGUCUUCUCAAAAAGUUUUGUUUACUCAUCACGUUGCUUGGACACACUGGCAGUAAUGUUUGAGUGCAUGAAGGUACCUGGCCACAAAUUUCUGCCAAUUUUCUUCAACAUCGAUCCGUCUGAAGUGAAAACAUGGCUCGCUCCAUUUCAGACACUACUGGAACGCCCAGAUUUGGUCAUACAAAACUGCCAAGUAAUUAUUAAUGUUCUGUUUGGUUUAUAUGUUGUUGGAUGUGGAUCUGAUUCUUCAUAUCUCAUCUCAUCUCAUCUUUAUGAUCUCAAUCAAAGAAAUAGAGAUGCAGAGGAAAGUUGUAUAUUAUGUUUCCAAGACGUGGGCAGCACCUUCCUGGAGGAGUGA
Prosopis cineraria is the source of this 555-nucleotide messenger RNA. RefSeq names its product protein VARIATION IN COMPOUND TRIGGERED ROOT growth response-like. Gene Ontology annotation, biological process: signal transduction. NCBI's taxonomy places the organism in Eukaryota, Viridiplantae, Streptophyta, Magnoliopsida, Fabales, Fabaceae. The coding region runs from base 1 to 555 and encodes 184 amino acids. The transcript has a single exon. The record is from RefSeq and is a predicted model, not a curated record.